Athalia rosae (coleseed sawfly) is the source of this 2963-nucleotide messenger RNA. RefSeq names its product acetyl-coenzyme A transporter 1. Gene Ontology annotation, cellular component: membrane. Bases 422 to 1960 code for a protein of 512 amino acids. Gene Ontology annotation, molecular function: acetyl-CoA transmembrane transporter activity. The transcript has 7 exons. The record is from RefSeq and is a predicted model, not a curated record. NCBI's taxonomy places the organism in Eukaryota, Metazoa, Arthropoda, Insecta, Hymenoptera, Athaliidae.
GCACCCAGUGAGAAUGGGAGGCGGGCUUGUCAACUUGAACGAGAAUCACUCAACUGUUAAGUGUCGGGUGGAAUGACAAUGAUUUUCGACUAGACUAUCAAGCUGCUUAGAUAAUAGAUUCCCUAUUUUUACUCGUAUACCAUUACGACUGUCAUACGUGUCGUUCUCUAAUAGUACAAUAGGAACGUUGUUGAGGUUAAAUUAGUAGCUUAUGGUUGCAUUGGCUUGUUGAGAAUUUCGAAAUUUACUUUGUGGAAUGAUAAUUUAAAAGCCAAUGAAUUUUUUUGAAUAAGUUUUUUAGUGUCCACUUCAUUUGAUUUAUGUUUAUCCUCAAUUAGAAAUACACCUGAAAUAUCUAGUCAAAAUUUUGUGUUACACUGAAACUUGUUUAUAGUAUUUUUGUGUUCGCUACAAGAAAGACAUGAAGCGUCGAGCUGAUAAAAAAAGUAGCAUCGAAGAUGGUAGUGGAGAACCAUUCAGUGUACAGGAACAUGGUGACACUAGGGGAGAUGAAAAGAAUAUAGCUAUACUUUUCUUUCUCUACCUUAUGCAAGGUGUUCCCCUUGGUUUGUCUAGUGCUAUUCCUAUGAUACUCCAAAACAGAGGAGCAUCAUAUCGCCAACAGGCUGAAUUUAGCUUUGUGAAUUGGCCAUUUUCACUGAAACUCCUAUGGGCCCCAAUUGUGGAUUCGAUGUUCUCCCAAAGAUUUGGCCGAAGAAAAACUUGGCUGAUCCCUACACAGUAUUUGAUGGGGCUGUUCAUGCUUUUCUUGUCCGCAAAUAUAGACGUCUGGUUAGGCGAUCAGCAUAAUGCUCCUAACAUUGAAUUAUUGACUGGGCUGUUUUUUUCUCUCAACUUCCUUGCUGCCACGCAGGAUAUUGCUGUGGAUGGUUGGGCUCUUACUAUGCUCAAAAGAUGCAACGUAGGCCAUGCAUCGACCUGUAAUAGUGUGGGUCAAACUGCAGGCUACUUUCUGGGUUACGUAUUAUUUAUAGCCCUGGAAUCUGCUGAAUUUUGUAAUGGAUAUUUGAGGUCUGUUCAAUCCGAGGAAGGACUUGUCACAUUACCAGGAUUUCUGUAUUUCUGGGGAUGCGUAUUCAUCGGUACAACUACAUUAAUUGCUAUUUUCAAACACGAAGAUAAAGAAGUGCCCCAAAAAGGUGAACCAGACAUGGAUGUUACACAUGCCUAUAAACUGUUAUGGGAUAUCGUUAAGUUGCCCAGCAUUCAAACAUUGGCAAUCAUUUUAUUAACUGCCAAGAUUGGUUUCUCAGCUUGUGAUGCUGUGACUGGUCUCAAAAUGGUUGACGCAGGAAUUCCCAAAGAAAAAAUGGCUCUUAUGGCAGUUCCAAUGGUGCCGUUGCAAAUUGUUCUACCACUAGCGAUAUCAAAAUACACAGUAGGACCGAGGCCACUAGAUAUAUAUUUAAAAGCCAUCCCUUACAGACUGGCUUUCGGAGUAGUGGCAGCUUUUCUAGUGUGGCUUACACCAUUCAUAGUACUGGGUGGAGACGUCCCUUUGUACUACUACAUAACCCUCAUUAUUGUUUACUCCAUACAUCAGGUUACACUGUACAGCAUGUUUGUAUCAGUGAUGGCAUUUUUUGCAAGAAUAAGUGACCCUGCCGUGGGAGGGACAUAUAUGACACUGCUAAACACACUAUGCAACCUCGGCGGAAAUUGGCCAGCUACAACAGCUCUGUGGCUUGUUGACGCCUUCACUUUCAGGCAGUGUACAACGGAUCCUAACAACGAUUGUAGCACUUCCUUAGAACGAGAGCUGUGCUUGAAUUCUAAUAAUGGAGAGUGCCAUACACAGUUGGACGGUUACUACAUAGAAAGUUUUCUAUGCCUAAUAAUUGGUAUUGCAUGGUUGAGGUGGUCGAGGAGAAAGAUCAACUAUUUGCAAGUGAAACCGAACUCUGCAUGGCAAGUAGUGACACCAUACCUUAAAAGUUAACGUCAAAUGGAAUUUAAGGCCUAGAUUUUUCAAUUCCAAUUUCAUGUGUGAUUCGAUCAAAAAAUUCGAAAAACUCGUUAAUUUGAAUUUCCGAAAAAUUGCGAGUCAUAAUAUGCAUAUCCCUCAUCAUUCAUUUUGUUAGCACAAAACAUAAAACAAGGUAAGAGACAUCGAAUAUUUUGUGAUGUUCUUGCAAAUAAAAAUUAUCUCUACCGUAGUACUGUAUCGUUCAGAAAUUUUAAACUGUGUGAAGUGUUCUAAAUUAGGAACAACUGUAUCGAAUAUAAACUUAUUUAUUGUACAACUGCUCUUCAGUUUUUAAGAGAAAUAUGAAUGAAAUUUAAUUUGUUAUUGCUUGGGAUAAGUUAACUAGGUUCACACGAAAAGUUAGCUAAUUUACUGACGAGCUCCACUCGGUCCGUGUGUUAGACUGUUCAACUUGUCGAGUUGAAAAGAUUCCCAGCAAGUAAACAUGUCAAAUGUAAUGAAAAAAUAACGGGUUUUUAAUAUGGGUAAUUGGCGAUUUUAGUUUCUGUAUUCGUCCAGCUAUUUUCCCCAACAACCAAGAUUCCGCAAUAGUCUUCAACCCUGAAUGCUACAUGGUAAAAUAUAAUUAUAAAUAUUUUUGAUACCAUGUAUGAUGUCGGUGACAUCUGUCUAAAUCUACCGAAAAAAUGAAUCAUAAUUCCUUCACCUGUUAGUGCAAUCGCAAGUGCAAUCUACUUUUUACGAGACACUAGGGUAUUCAAAACACUUAAUAAUAAUAAUGACUACGUAGGUGUAUGAAUGAUUAUUUAUUGAAUUUCAGAAUUCAUUUGAAACAAGUUCUUAUGUGAAAAUGUAUUCGUCAAUUGUUGCCUAUUCGGUAAAAUUGGGUGUAUUGUGUGCUACGGAUUUUGUACGAUUGAAAAAUCGCUCACAAAGUGUUGUAUUUUAAUCGAGUAUUCAAAUGAAAUGUAAUAAUAAUAAUAAUAAUAAUAACAACGACGACGACGACAACAAC